AUGCACGCCAUAACAUUUGCAGUCAAGGAGAUUAAUGACGACCCUAAAUUGCUGCCCAACAUUACCCUGGGCUUCCAGGUUUUUGACACUUGCAAUACUUUGCGGCGAGCGGCACAAGGAACUCUUAUAAUGCUGUCGGGAGCACAGGAGAUCAUCCCCAAUUAUAACUUUCUCUCAAAGGCGCCUCUUGCUGGGAUUGUUGGUGAUUCUGGAUCAACGCGAUCUAUAUUCAUGGGUCAGAUUUUAGGACUGUACCGAUACCCACAGAUCAGUUAUUUUUCAACCAAUCCUGUUCUUAGUCAACGUGACUUGUUCCCUUCCUUUUUCCGUACCAUACCAAGUGAUGAGUUCCAAAUGAGAGGUCUAGCCCAGCUGGUUUCUCAUUUUGGUUGGUCUUGGGUUGGUCUCUUGGCCAGCGAUAAUGAUUAUGGUCAGUCUGGACUCCAUAUUGUAAAGGAGGAAAUAAUUAAAGUUGGGGUUUGUGUGGCCUUUGCUGAGAAUAUUUUGACUGGUCUGCCCAACAGAAAUGCGCCCUACCUUGCAAAAAUCAUUAAAAACUCAACUGCAAAGGCCGUAGUUGUUAUAUCUUCUGAUCCCGACUUUGUGAUCGUGGUGGAGGAGAUGCUUCUCCCUUACAUUAAAAAUGUCAACUUCAAGACCAAAGGUGGGAGGCAAGUAUUUUUUGAUGCAAACGGGGACAUUCCAGCUGUCUAUGACAUUGUAAACUGGCGAGUGGGCGCCAAGGGAACAUUGAAACAGGUCAAAAUUGGGAGCUAUGAUAGCAGUUCCCCAGAUGGAAAAACUUUCAAAGUUGAUGGUGCUGCUAUUACGUGGACCAAUGGUGAGAACCAGGUUCCUCUAUCCAACUGCAGCCCAAGUUGUCCUUUGGGGUUUAGAAAAGUGACAGUACCAGAAAAACCCCUUUGUUGCCAUGAGUGUGCCCGGUGUCCCCAGGGGCAGAUUUCAAACCAAACAGAUGCUUUGGAAUGUCACCCAUGUUCCUGGGACACGUGGCCCAAUCUACAGCAGGACAGAUGCCUACCAAGACCUACAGAGUUCCUUUCCUAUGGAGAUCCUUUGAGCUACAGCUUAGCAGCCACUGCCAUAUUCUCUUCUCUAGUCCCACUUGUCAUAUUAGGUGUUUUUAUUAAUUAUAAAGAAACACCAAUAGUCCGAGCCAACAACUAUCCAGUUAGCUGCCUUCUCCUCUUUUCCCUGUUCCUCUGUUUCCUUUGCUCUUUAGGGUUCAUUGGUUACCCACAGCCUGAAAAGUGCCUUCUGCGCCAGGUGGCAUUUGGGAUGGUUUUUGCCCUCUGCAUCUCCUGUGUUCUGGCCAAAACCAUCACUGUUGUUAUUGCCUUUAAUGCAACCAAACCCGGCAGCAGGUUAAGAAAGUGGACAGGGGUGAAGGUGCCUUAUUUCCUUAUUUUGUGUUGUGCUUUAAUUCAGCUUUGUAUUUGUGUGAUUUGGUUGAUUUUCUUCCAACCUUUCCAUGAACUUGACACUGACACCAAGCCAGGAAUCAUCAUUGUUAACUGUAAUGAAGGAUCAUCAACUGCCUUCUGGUGCAUGCUGGGAUACCUUGGCCUCUUGGCCACCAUCAGUUUCAUUGUUGCCUUCCUGGCCAGACGCCUCCCUGACAGUUUCAAUGAAGCCAAAUUGAUCACAUUCAGUAUGUUGGCUUUCCUCAGUGUGUGGGUGUCCUUUAUCCCAGCCUAUCUCAGUGCCCGGGGCAUGUAUACUGUGGCAAUGGAGGUCUUUGCCAUCCUGUCUUCCAGUUGGGCUUUGGUGGGCUGUAUCUUUGUGCCAAAAUGUUUCAUUAUAUUGUUCAGCCCCCACAUAAAUUCUAGAGAACAUUUUACUAUUAAACCCAUAAAUAAAAUCUAG
Molecule: messenger RNA, 1887 nt
Organism: Xenopus tropicalis (tropical clawed frog)
Lineage: Eukaryota; Metazoa; Chordata; Amphibia; Anura; Pipidae
Product: vomeronasal type-2 receptor 26
Exons: 5
Coding region: 1-1887 (628 amino acids)
Biological process (GO): G protein-coupled receptor signaling pathway
Cellular component (GO): cell periphery; plasma membrane; membrane
Molecular function (GO): G protein-coupled receptor activity
Source: RefSeq, a predicted model, not a curated record